This is a messenger RNA of Gallus gallus (chicken), 3709 nucleotides long. RefSeq names its product nicotinamide nucleotide adenylyltransferase 2 (gene NMNAT2). The transcript is spliced from 11 exons. Gene Ontology annotation, cellular component: Golgi apparatus. Bases 69 to 992 code for a protein of 307 amino acids. Lineage: Eukaryota; Metazoa; Chordata; Aves; Galliformes; Phasianidae. Gene Ontology annotation, biological process: NAD+ biosynthetic process. The record is from RefSeq and is a predicted model, not a curated record. Gene Ontology annotation, molecular function: nicotinate-nucleotide adenylyltransferase activity; nicotinamide-nucleotide adenylyltransferase activity.
CCCUCCCUCCCGCCGCCGCAGCCGCACCGAGACACAAAAAGCGGCUGGGGCUGGGCCGGGCCGGGACCAUGACGGAGACCACCAAGACCCACGUUAUCCUGCUGUCCUGCGGCACCUUCAACCCCAUCACCAAGGGCCACAUCCAGAUGUUCGAGAGAGCCCGUGAUUACCUGCACAAGACUGGACGGUUCAUUGUCAUCGGUGGCAUUGUCUCACCUGUGCAUGAUUCCUAUGGGAAGACGGGCCUGGUGUCCAGCCGGCACCGCCUGACCAUGUGCCAGCUGGCUGUGCAGUCUUCCGACUGGAUCCGGGUGGACCCCUGGGAGUGCUACCAGGACACCUGGCAGACCACCUGCAGUGUGCUGGAGCACCACCGUGACCUGAUGAAGAGAGUGACUGGCUGCAUUCUCUCCAAUGUCAACACCCCCUCCAUUACCCCUGUGAUCGGACAGCCCCAGAAUGAGUCUACACAGCCUAUCUACCAGAACAACAAUGUGUCCAACAAGCCCACUGCAGCAAAGAUCCUGGGGAAGGUAGGAGAAAGCCUGAGUCGGAUCUGCUGUGUUCGCCCACCUAUGGAGCGCUUCACCUUUGUGGAUGAAAAUGCCAACCUGGGGACAGUGAUGAGAUACGAGGAGAUUGAACUGCGCAUCCUCCUGCUCUGCGGCAGCGACCUGCUGGAGUCCUUCUGCAUCCCUGGCCUCUGGAAUGAGUCUGAUAUGGAGGUGAUUGUCGGGGAGUUUGGGAUUGUGGUGGUACCCCGGGAUGGAGCUGACCCUGACCGGAUCAUGAACCACUCCUCAAUACUCCGCAAGUACAAAAACAAUAUCCUGGUGGUGAGGGAUGACUCGAACCACCCCAUGUCGGUCGUCAGCUCCACCAAAAGCAGACUGGCCCUGCAGCACGGGGAUGGACACGUUGUGGAUUACCUCUGCCAGCCUGUCAUUGACUACAUCCUCAAGAGCCAGCUCUACAUCAACGCCUCCGGCUAAGCACCAGAGGCCCUGCAGCAGAACAGCCCUGUCGUCCCAUGUCCCUACAGCUCUCCAUCACACUUUUCUCUCUCUUUCUGUGUCUCCAUCUCUCUCCCCAUCCCAUGGCCUCUCACUCUCGGCGCUGACGCUCUGUAGUGCAGCAACAUCCAGGGACCGGCGGCACAGCCCCAGGGGAAUGGUUUGGUCUUUUUUUUUUAUGGGAACUGUCCUCCCCAUUGUAUAUGGGGAGGGAGGGGGGCAGAGAUGUGCUCAGUGUGCUCACUGAGGGGCAGCUCCAUCCCCCCUCCCGGCAUGUGACUGGGAAAUGGUCCCCCCUGUCCAUCCUCCCAGCAUGCUCAGAGCAGGGGCUUCCUCUUUACUCAACAAAUACAGGUGAAUUUUUUUUUCCUUUUUUUUUUUUUUAAUUAAAUAGUUGUAGUGCAAGCUCCUUAGCUCUCUUGCCACCAUGCCCUGCUUCCCAAUGAAUCCUGGUGGGCAGCGGGCAGGCAUAAUGCAAGUGGUUCUGUGCCCCACAGAACCUCCUCAGGCCAGCAGUAAGGACAACCCAGCCACCAAAAUCCUCCACUUGGCCCUGACUAGUCAUGAAGAUGGUAUUUCUGAAGGGGCAAGCAUUGCUGCCAAAGCAUAACUUACCGGGAGAAUGUCACAUCUCACUUCUCCUUGUCUGCAAGUGAACCCAACCUACCCCAAAGCUGAGGAUAGAUGCUGAACUCCAGCCCCAUGUCAGAAGAGGCAGUCUACAGCCCCUAGAAAGGGAUCUGCCAUUUACAACACCAAGAAGCAAGGGAGGAAGAAGAGGGGAAGAAAUGGCCCAGAGCCAUUGAUGAGAAUUGCCCCAGGCCUGGCUGAGCUGUCUGGGGCUGGGUCCAUCCUCAUCCUCAAGCCUCCAGCUUUCCAAUGCUGGCUGUAAAAUUCCCAUUUUGCCUUUCUCUCCUUCCCUCUUCCUGUCCUCGAACAGUUUAUGCAUGAUAUAUUCGCCCUUCCAAACUGGCUUCAGGUACUUCACACAUCCCUUGGGACAAGCCAGUUUCCUGCUUUCCUGCCUGUGACAUGCCUGGUAGAACCUGCUCAGCCAGAUGCCAAAAAAUAAGGCAUGAAGCUUGGAGCAAAAGGGAAUAAUUCGAGUCCUGCAGAGAUGAGGGUUACUUAAACAGGCUGCGGUCCUGCUCGGUAUCACAGGGUGCAAGGGCCCUGCUGGUCCUGGUGGCUCAGCCUCUUGGAAGAUGACAGCCACAGGGAGGAAAGUACAAGUCUUGCUUUCCUCCGCACCUUUCUCCCUCCCUUUGCACCUUCCAGCUUCACAUCUCUAAUGUCUAUAGCUCCUGGACAUCUGCCCAUUCCCUGCAGACUUGGGCUGGUGAGAUUUAGGGAAUUCUAGGGCACUUUGCUUAUGCCCAGCAAGGGACAGUGCUGUGUCAACACACAUGGAGGCUUAGACUACUCCAGGUUGUUUUGGGGAAAGAAAAGAAAGAGCUAACUUUUUUUUCACACCUACAGAAAGUCACAAGUUGCUCUUUGGAAGCUUCAAAGAUGAGACUUUGCACUGUGGUUGGUGACCUGCUGGGCACUGCUGUCCCGUUGCAAGUGUGCCACAGCCCCCUCCAGAGAAGGCAGCUGUCACCUCCCUAACAGCAGAAACACUGGGCAAAAUGACACAGUCUGAACAUAAGAGGUCUUUGCAGCAAACAUGCUGAAUCCCUCAGAUCCAGCCAUGCUAUUUCCAGGCAGUUGUGUACAUACCUUGAGGGGUGAUGGGGCACGGAGAUCCCAGACCAGGGAGGGUGGCCAGAGCGUGCAGGAACACCUCCAGGGAUGAGCCCCCCUCCUGCUGAGCCCCCAAGCUAACGCUUCAAUAGGUUCUAGCUGGGCAUCUCAUCCAUGAGCACCCAGCCUACAUAAGCUGAUAGCUAGACUCCUCUAAAUCCAUUGCCUCCUCUGUCCCACGCGUUCAGGUUUUCAGCCUGUUUUUCCUCUCCACCCCAACACAGGGGCCAUUCCUGAAAACAUCCUCAGACAUCACCCACGUUACUUAGCUCCAAGCUGGAGGAGAAGCAGCAGUGUUAGAAACCAGCCUCCAACACACACAAACACAAAGGGAUUGGAACCUCUGGGAGAGGUGAAGAAGCUGAAGAGGAAGGAAGGAUGGUGGCUAUCAGAGAGGAGAAGACAAUGGAAUAACAAAAGAGGAGACGAAGAAGGAGUGAGGGCGGCAAGUCUGAGAGCAAACUCAGAUCCGCUUCUCCUCCCUCCCUCAGGUACACGAGAUGGGACAUGCAGGAAGCCAGCUGGCUUUCCAUCUCAUCGUGGUUAGGACGGCAUGCCUUAGAGACAUAGCGUUGUGAUAGGGAUGAUGAGUAUAUUCUGUUUUACUAGUCUUAUCUAUGCCUUCAUGUAUCUGCUCAGUAAAACUCACAGAACGGGGCAAGGAUGGGGUGGGAGGGGGUUUUGUUACAGGUCAGUCAAUGCUGGGACUGGUUUGGAAAACAUCUACGGAUGGGUAUGGAAAAACUCAUCCUUUGAGAUCCAUGCAGAUGGUGGGGAGAUGAGGAAGGGGCUUUCCAGCACUGCUGGGUUGGGAGGCAGCUCCUGGGUGUGGGUAUUUGAGCCUCCAAUUUUAAACAGUGGGAUUUGCUGAAAGAGAAAUGAACUCCAAACGUCUUUUGGAAAAUAAAAAAGGGGGGCGGGGGGAAGGGUUGAAGUUGCCAUGCCACCAA